Nicotiana tabacum (common tobacco) is the source of this 714-nucleotide messenger RNA. Lineage: Eukaryota; Viridiplantae; Streptophyta; Magnoliopsida; Solanales; Solanaceae. The record is from RefSeq and is a predicted model, not a curated record.
UCAACUGAAAGCAAAUGAUGACCCUUUUUGGGUCGUCACACCCUGUUUAGGGUAAGCAGAGCAUUUGUAUCAAUUCUAUCAUGGUAUCAGAUACAAGCGGCGAUCCUGAGUAUUAAUCCCAUCAUCGUUCGGUGUUUCUCUCUCUGUCUACUGCCCGUGAGAUGUAGUACAUACAUAGUCUUCAGACACUUAAAAAAGGAAACCUAUCUAUUGAUUCGUACAUGGCAAAGAUACGUGAAUUUGAUGAUUGCCUUCAUUAUAUCGGUCGUGGAAUGGAUGACCCUGAAUUGGUACGUUGUGCUUUGAAUAGCCUUCUUGUCUCUUAUGAAUCAUUUAUUGUUAUGGCUUCGAAUAUGUGCCCUCAUCCAACUUUUGCAGAGUUGUGGACUAUGCUCAUUACCCACGAGGUGCGCACUCUGCCUACAAAUGAUGUACCCUCUGCUCCUCUGCCUAUAGCUUUGUUAGAUGGUUCAUCUUCUGAUGUUACUUCAUCUUCUCCUGUUGGUCCAUCUUCUGCCCAUGGUAACUUUGGUCAUUCUAGAAACUAUCAUCGUGGGCAAUCUGGUCGUGGUCGUGGCUCUAGUCAACGAGGUCGUGGUUCUCCUUUUCAACAGUCUUAUGGAGAUCAUUAUCAGCAUAAUUGAUGUAAAAUAAAAAUCUAUGUUAAAUUUUAUUAAUUUUGGCCAAGAUAAUAUUUUAGAGCUCAAGUCAAAA